UAUUACAGCCCUUUGUUUAGUCAAUGUAAAGUAGUAUCUGGACAAUGCACUGAUUGUUUUUAUCUGAUACAGGAAAACGAUGUUGGUUUCUUUGAAUCGUCAGUUGGCCAGAUCUAGCAAGUGUUUGUGAACAACAAAUUAAAUGUUUGACAUAAGCUACGGCUAGAUUCCAGUGCCAGUGAACAAAAUCAAACUGCUCACUAUGAAAUUCGAUGACGUCAUCCACGAGCUGGGAGAUUUCGGUAGCUACCAGAAGCGUAUGUUUUUAUUGACUUGUUUGGUGUCAGUACCGACGUCCUUUCAUAUUCUGAUGUCAGUGUUUGUAUUGGCUGUGCCAGACCACAGGUGCGCCAUUCCAGAACUGGACAAUGACACGUACGCGAGCCAAGGUCCCUGGCAUGCUGACCUCAUCAAUCAAUCCAUCCCAUGGCUGAGUCAGAAGAACAUGUACUCCCAAUGUGAAGUGUUUGUGAAAAAUGGGACACAGAGAGACUGGGGCAACAUGACCAGAAAGUGUGACAAAUGGGUUUACAGCAAGGAAAUAUUUACAUCUACCUUUGUCACAGAGGUUGACAUGGUUUGUGAUCAUAUACACUACAGAACAUACGCCAGUAUGGCUGUGAUGGCUGGCAUGACUGUUGGUUCCGUCCUCCUAGGAUCUUUGGCCGAUUUAAUAGGUCGAAAGAAAGUUUUACUGUUAGGUACAGUGGGACAGUUUACUUGUGGUCUAACGACAGGCUUCAUUCGAUCGUACAUACCAUUUAUAAUCUUAAAGUUUUUAACAACUUUCUUCGGUAUCGGCUUGUAUUUGACAUCAUACGUUAUCGGAAUGGAACUGAUUGGACCAGCGAAACGAAAGUACGGCAUUGUCAAGGAGUUCUUCUGGUGCCUUGGACACUUUCUUUUGACUGGCUUUGCCUUUGUACUGCGAGACUGGAGUCUCUUGCAGAUUGUGUUAUCCAUUCCUAACUUCCUUAUGAUCUCUUAUUUCUUGUUACUGAAUGAAUCUUCGAGAUGGCUGGUCAGUAAAAAUAGACUUAAGGAAGCCUCUGAAAUCUUACAAGUCGCUGCUAAAAUAAACCAAGUGGUAUUGUCGGACGAUGUGGCCAAUUUAAAGAAUAUAGAAUCGAACGCCAACAAUGAAAAAGUCUGGCAUAUGAUGACAAACUGUAGAUUAAUUAUUCGCUGUUUAGUUAUAUUUGUUAACUGGCUAGUUGCAAGCUUAGUUUUCUACGGGCUUAAUUUGAAUGUUGGAAACCUGUCUGGAGAUUUGUACCUUAACUUCUUCUUGUCUGGCCUGGUGGAAGUUGUCUCUUAUGCUUCAUGUUUGAUAUUCCUGGACAAAGCUGGCAGGAAGUUGUUGCAAUGCUUCUUUAUGUUGACGGCUGGCGUAGCCUGUGUGAGUACGCUGUAUCCUGUACUAUUUAAUACAGAUCUGUCCUGGCUGACUAUAGUGCUGUGCCUAAUUGGAAAGUUUGGCGCUUCAGCGGCUUUUGCUGUGAUCUACAUCUACACCGUGGAGUUAUUCCCCACUGUGAUGAGAAACUCAGGGCUUGGUGCGAGCUCACUCGUAGCCAACAUUGGUGGAGUUUUCGCCCCUUAUAUCGCUGACAUUGGUCAAAUGAUCUCUGGAGACAUGGCUGUAGUGCUACCUCUACUUAUAUUUGGUGGAGCCAGUAUAUUUGCUGGACUACUUGCCCUGUUACUUCCUGAGACGGCCAACCAAAAGUUACCAGACACUGUGGAAGAUGCCAAGAACUUCGGAAGAAAAAAUAUAAUUGGGUUUGAGCUUCAUAAUAUGACCCUGACAUCAGAAAAAACAAAUAACUCGUUAGAUUCUACAACUUUGACAAAGGAAACUCUCCACUAGAUAUACUCAGAGAUUAGAUAGUGAAAGUAUGAGGUAUACAAGUCUCAGGAUCAAAGAUGUAUGGCAAAACUUUCAUACGAAAAACUAACUAGUGCUUUACAAGACUAAUUGGUUAAGAUGUAUGUCAUAAUAACUAAUAAGACAAGUUCUUUAAAAAAAGUUUUAUAUGUAUGUUAUAAUGUAUUAAAAUCAAUUUCAUUUUUCAAGUAUUUCGCAGAUUUUGACAAGUCUAAGUGGAACAGACAAAAAGAGAUGUUUAAAAAAUAUUUUUAUGACGUUUUGGUUACAUUUAAAAUGCAUUAACAUGUUUCCAUUUUUGUAAGGGUUGAGAUUGUUUUACAUAAGGGUUGAGAUUGUUUUACAUAAGGGUUGGGAUUGUUUUACAUAAGGGUUGAGAUUGUUUUACAUAAGGGUUGAGAUUGUUUUACAUAAGGGUUGGGAUUGUUUUACAUAAGGGUUGGGAUUGUUUUACAUAAGGGUUGGGAUUGUUUUACAUAAGGGUUGAGAUUGUUUUACAUAAGGGUUGGGAUUGUUUUACAUAAGGGUUUAGAUUGUUUACAUAAGGGUUGAGAUUGUUUUACAUAAGGGUUGAGAUUGUUUUACAUAAGGGUUGAGAUUGUUUUACAUAAGGGUUGAGAUUGUUUUACAUAAGGGUUGAGAUUGUUUUACAUAAGGGUUGGGAUUGUUUUACAUAAGGGUUGAGAUUGUUUUACAUAAGGGUUGAGAUUGUUUUACAUAAGGGUUGGGAUACUUUUAGAUAAGGGUUGGGAUUGUUUUAGAUAAGGGUUACGAUUAUUGAUCAUCAAAAUUAUUUUCUUUCUUAUUUAUCCUUAUGUUUGGUUCUGUAAGAAAACAUCAAAUCCAAUUGGUUUUUUUCAUUUUAAAAAUAGUAAAUUUAAAGAAAGUGAUGUAUGGACGGCUGUUGGGCGUGUGGUAUGUUACAAGUGUCUCGAAUGUCACAUCCAGAUUAGAGCUAGAACGUUGACAUCUCCAUCUCUGAAGUAAAUUCUGAAACGCAAUAGUUGAAGCCUGGUACGCAGCCAAAGAAUAGAAUUAAAGUCUUUUUAUGGAUUUCUUUUGAUGUUCACUUUAUGUUGCUCAUCUGUGAACAGUCCUUCACACUUAUACAGAAUUUUUAUAAUUCUAUACUUUUAAAACUGCAUUUUUUAAAAGUAAUACAAUUGUUAAAAAUAAAUAAAAGUGAGGAGUGUUGAGCUUUUGCAAUAAA
Messenger RNA from Biomphalaria glabrata, 3098 nucleotides. RefSeq names its product organic cation transporter protein-like. The record is from RefSeq and is a predicted model, not a curated record. Lineage: Eukaryota; Metazoa; Mollusca; Gastropoda; Planorbidae. Gene Ontology annotation, cellular component: membrane. Gene Ontology annotation, molecular function: transmembrane transporter activity. Gene Ontology annotation, biological process: transmembrane transport. The coding region runs from base 203 to 1870 and encodes 555 amino acids. The transcript has 11 exons.